AUGUAUUACAUCAGUUUUCUGCUAUUAUUCCUCAUCGUCGGUUGCGCCUGUAAUGCUAGAAGGUCCAUAUAUAGAAAAAAUUCCCGAACAUUACGACGAUUAAGCAGAAAUUAUGAUUGGGAAUUGGAUGAACAUGGCGGCCUACGACCAAUUAUUAAUCCGGCAAAGGUUGAACGAGCUACAAAACAAUGUGCUAACGAUUCCUAUAUUCUCAGCACUAUUAUGCAAAAUUAUAAUAGGCAUAAAAUCCCUGGAGGACAGGUCGAGGUUAAAGUCGAGGUAUGGGUGCAGGAGAUCACCACAAUUUCCGACAUAACCAGUGAUUUUCAGCUGGAUAUUUACAUCUCGGAGAUGUGGUUGGAUCCGGCACUCGAUUACUCGGCGUUGAAUCCAUGUAAAUACAAUUUAUCGUUGAAUAGUGUGCUAUUGGAGAAAUUAUGGACACCAAACUCGUGUUUUAUCAACUCAAAAACGGCUGACAUUCAUAAAAGUCCGUUCCCGAACAUUUUCCUGCUCGUCUAUGCGAAUGGAUCCGUGUGGACGAAUUAUCGCUUGAAACUACAAGGCCCGUGCCUUAUGGACCUCACGAGAUUUCCAUUCGAUAACGUUACAUGUUCGUUGACAUUUGAGUCAUUCAACUACAACACGGACGAAGUACAAAUGUCAUGGACACCAUCUGGUGUGAGGAAAAUGAGGGAUAAAAUGGAGUUGGCCGACUACGAGCUUGUCGAUAUUAAGAAUAUACGAAAUGUAGAACCAUAUCCAGCCGGUUAUUGGCAUGAAUUGACGAUGAUGUUUCAUUUCAAACGUCGUGCUGGUUGGUAUAUUCUUCAAGCCUAUCUGCCCACCUAUUUAACUAUUUGUAUUUCAUGGAUUUCUUUUGCGUUGGGUUCGAAAGCAAUUCCCGCUAGGACAAUGCUUGGUGUGAACUCAUUGCUGGCGAUGACUUUUCAGUUUGGUAACAUCAUCCGAAAUCUACCUCGAGUGUCCUACGUGAAGGCUAUUGACGUAUGGAUGCUAUCUUGCAUGACAUUUGUGUUCUGUUCGCUGCUGGAACUUGCUUGGGUAGGAUAUUUAUCACGGGAAGAGGAGUACAGUCCACCACCAACUGCUACGUUACCGAAUAAAACGUUACCGAUUGCACCACCCACAUCGAAUAAGACGACUCCAGUGGCACCACCUACUCCUAGUCGUCAAAUCCAUAGCGCAACAAGCACCUUGCACAGGAGAAAUCCAGCAAAUGAGGAAGAGUCAGCGUUGAUUUCACUACGUGACAACGAUUACGGUUAUAUUCCACCUGGAUUUGGAUUGAACGGGAAUAUUGCGAAUGCGAUGCGAUCUUUAGGUGGAAGAUGUUCAUGCGACCCACACAUGUCUCCCACGUAUCCAGCCGAGUUGGAUGAGAUCCCCGAAUCUGUCCAUCCAUCCCCAUCAUAUAGCUCAAAAUCAGACUAUUUGUGA
This is a messenger RNA of Necator americanus (New World hookworm), 1461 nucleotides long. RefSeq lists its product as uncharacterized. Gene Ontology annotation, molecular function: chloride channel activity; transmembrane signaling receptor activity; excitatory extracellular ligand-gated monoatomic ion channel activity. Gene Ontology annotation, cellular component: plasma membrane; synapse; neuron projection. The transcript is spliced from 14 exons. Lineage: Eukaryota; Metazoa; Nematoda; Chromadorea; Rhabditida; Ancylostomatidae. Bases 1 to 1461 code for a protein of 486 amino acids. Gene Ontology annotation, biological process: chemical synaptic transmission; signal transduction; chloride transmembrane transport. The record is from RefSeq and is a predicted model, not a curated record.